Messenger RNA from Peniophora sp. CBMAI 1063, 363 nucleotides. NCBI's taxonomy places the organism in Eukaryota, Fungi, Basidiomycota, Agaricomycetes, Russulales, Peniophoraceae. The record is from the annotation of a GenBank genome assembly.
AUGGCCGACCCAUCACGCAUGUCGGAGCCACCGGAGGAUUGGGAUCCAUUCCCAACAAAUGGCGCCGAGGAGGCGCCAACGCGCGACGCGCAGGCGGGUCGGGGAGCAGAUGGGAAACGAACAUUGAGCGAACUAUUGAAGUUGCACGCGGAGAAGGGGACGGAUGUCCAUUUUACGCCAGAAGAGGCGGCGAAAUUGGAGGAGGUGCUUGGUCAAUGGAUAAAUUCCGGGCUUUCACCAUACGAGGGCGACGACGACUUCUUCGCCCGCUCACUCGACGACUCGUCAAUAGCGAGGCGGUCGCCCGCCAUCGUGGACGGGCGACCGCGGGGACAGAGCGAAAGCGUGGUUGGCAAGGCAUAG